Molecule: messenger RNA, 1797 nt
Organism: Pelobates cultripes (western spadefoot toad)
Lineage: Eukaryota; Metazoa; Chordata; Amphibia; Anura; Pelobatidae
Source: the annotation of a GenBank genome assembly
AUGUCCCUCCAAAUGAUUGAACAGUUGCAAGUUAGUUUUAAUCUGCAAGCUUCUCUUAUUGAUACGCUGCAUGUACAAUUAGAAGAUUACCGCACCCAGGCACAAAAUGCAGCUCACGCUGCUGGAUUCUUACAAGAUAAAGUUCAUAAUUUAGAAUCCAAAAAUAUUAUCCUUGAUCAAGCUGUAGACACCUUACAAUGCCUGCGUACUAAGCACUCUCCUUCUUUAAAACUAGGAGGUAAGGCUCGGGGAAGUGCUAUAUUUAAAAAAUCCCCUGUUGCUCAUGAAAACAAAUGGUAUCAGAUUGCCACCUUGUCAGUCGAUCUUCCUUCUGCUUUAAUUAAUGAAGACGACGUUGCUAUGUGGAUGGAGCAUAAAAAUGAAAAUAUUGAGUUUCCUUCACAAACAAUUUCUGUCCCCUCUGCUCCUCCCACGUAUACACAUUUGUAUCCAGAAUUGCCAAUUGAAUUUUCUAAAACUAAUCUUGUUCCUUGUAAUCCUAUAACACGUGGUCCUCAAUUAGAGGCUAACGAAGUGUUAUCAGAUGACAAAUUGAAGGAAAUUUCUGCACAUCAUGCUAGAAUAGAAAAAGAAUAUAAUGAUAUGGAAAUGACUUUACAUAAUGUAAAACAAUCAUUUUCACAAGAACACCAGCAGAGACGAGACUUAGAAGCAGAGUUGUCUGAAGCUGCACGACUAUUAACUGAGACUAAAACUGACCUUGAACGUUUUAGGCUUGACAAUGACGAGUUACAACGGGUAAAUGACAAACUUAAGGCUACUACUAAAAAACAAGAAAAGACUACUAGCAUAUUGCAUGAUACUACACAAGACCUUAAGACUGCUAACAAACAACUGCAAAGUGACCUUAAAGAGGCUAAAACUAAACGACAUGUUGUUAUUUCUGAUCCUGUUAAUGUACACAUGACAGCACCUUCUUCUGUGAAAGCGACAGAAGCCAGGGCUGUCUUAUCUGAAAUAGGACAAGCUCCUGUAAAUAAGGGUACUAUUGAGGAUUUCAAUAGAUUCACACAUUGGAUCGGAAAACUCCUUCGCUGGGGUUCUUCGGAUUCACAACUAAUAGAGAUUUUUCUGAAAGGUCUGGGAUCCUGUUCAGCUGUCAUAGAAGGUUUUGCACAAACUUUUUCUCAGCUGUUAGAACGGUGUUGCCAUAAACUAUUUCAUUUGUCUAGUCCGUUCCAGAUUAACAAAGCUUUUAUCUCACUUCCUAAUGAGUCUAUCACAGAAACUGCUAACAGAGUAAUUGUUUUCCUUGCUGCUCUUACUAAUGGGGCUACUUCUUCAGAAAAACGUUCUGAAAUACAAGCUGACCUUAAAUUGGAUCCAGCAGUGCGGGAGUUAAUUUUCACUCUUGUACCAAGUAACAUUUCUCAUGUUAUGACCAUCUGUUACGGUGACCUGAGGAAUGUUGACUUUAAUUCAUGGCUUGACCGUUUGCAAGUUGAAAUGGAUAGAUAUUCUAAACCCUCUCCGAUUUCUGAAAUAACAUAUCAGGCUCAAAGAUCUUGGAGAGAUGGACAGCAAUUAAAUAAUGCCUCUAAUACUUGGCAGACAGAAGGUCCACAGUACCGUGGACGGGGUGGUUUUAGAGGUAGAUUUAAUACUACAAGACGUGGCAUAGGAAAAGAUGGUGAGUGGAUUCCCUUGAGGGAUAUUAUUGCAUCUCAAAAAGCGUUACAACAUUCUGUUGAGUUACUUAGAAAACAAGUAGAGCAAGCUAAUUUAAUGCCUGUUGCAACUCUAACAACUUCCCUUCCACCCCUCUCCUCCUGCUAG